Messenger RNA from Myodes glareolus (Bank vole), 8920 nucleotides. It is a transcript of the gene Fign, whose product is annotated as fidgetin, microtubule severing factor. Lineage: Eukaryota; Metazoa; Chordata; Mammalia; Rodentia; Cricetidae. Gene Ontology annotation, molecular function: ATP binding; ATP hydrolysis activity; microtubule severing ATPase activity. The record is from RefSeq and is a predicted model, not a curated record.
CGUCUUCCCUUCAAAAACUUGGAAUGAUUUCAAAUCAUAGGCACCUUCACUUAACCCUAGCUUCCAUUCAUCAGCAAACACAUCGGAUCGAUGCUACGCUAACCUAUCGGGAGCUCACUCCGCGCGUCCAGGUUAAAUGAAUACCUGACGAAAGGGCCCACGUUUCAAGGCAGUGACAUUUGAUAGCUGAGAGGAAAAGUGGCUUUAAUGAAAAGCAACCUUUGGAAUUCCUGCUUGUGAGAAAAUCCAAUUCAGCUUUUUGUGCUACCAGCAAGAAAUGAUCAGUAGCACCAGUGUUUAUGGCUUGAAGAUGCAGUGGACGCCGGAGCAUGCCCAGUGGCCAGAACAGCACUUUGACAUCACUUCAACCACUCGGUCUCCUGCCCACAAAGUUGAAGCCUACAGAGGUCAUCUGCAGCGCACCUACCAGUACGCCUGGGCAAACGAUGACAUAUCUGCUCUGACUGCAUCCAACCUUCUGAAGAAAUAUGCAGAGAAGUAUUCUGGCAUUUUGGAAGGUCCCGUGGACCGACCUGUUCUCAGCAAUUAUUCCGACACACCAUCCGGACUCGUGAACGGUCGGAAAAAUGAGAGUGAACCCUGGCAGCCUUCCUUGAAUUCAGAAGCCGUUUAUCCUAUGAACUGUGUUCCGGAUGUCAUCACUGCUAGCAAAGCUGGUGUCAGUUCAGCCCUCCCUCCGGUAGAUGUCUCUGCAAGUAUAGGGAGCUCCCCUGGGGUGGCCAGCAACCUGACAGAACCAAGUUACUCAAGUAGUACCUGUGGAAGCCACACAGUACCUAGUCUUCAUGCAGGGCUCCCCUCUCAGGAAUACGCUCCAGGAUACAACGGAUCAUAUUUGCAUUCUACGUACAGCAGCCAGCCCACCCCUGCACUUCCUUCGCCUCAUCCGUCCCCACUUCAUAGCUCUGGGCUCCUGCAGCCACCGCCCCCUCCUCCUCCCCCACCAGCCCUGGUCCCAGGCUACAAUGGGACUUCCAAUCUCUCCAGCUACAGCUAUCCCUCUGCUAGCUACCCUCCUCAGACUGCCGUGGGCUCUGGGUACAGCCCUGGUGGAGCGCCCCCGCCUCCUUCUGCAUACCUGCCUUCAGGAAUUCCUGCUCCGACCCCUCUGCCCCCCACUACCGUUCCUGGCUACACCUACCAGGGUCAUGGUUUGACGCCCAUCGCUCCCUCCACUCUGGCCAACAGCUCGGCAAGUUCUCUCAAAAGGAAAGCUUUCUACAUGGCAGGGCAAGGAGAUGUGGACUCCAGUUACGGAAACUACAGCUAUGGCCAACAGAGAUCGACACAGAGUCCGAUGUACCGAAUGCCCGACAACAGCAUUUCAAACGCGAAUCGGGGGAAUGGCUUUGACAGAAAUGCUGAAACAUCAUCCUUAGCAUUUAAGCCAACAAAGCAACUGAUGUCCUCUGAACAGCAAAGGAAAUUCAGCAGUCAGUCCAGUAGGGCUCUGACCCCUCCUUCCUACAGUACUGCUAAAAAUUCCCUGGGAUCAAGAUCCAGUGAAUCCUUUGGGAAGUACACGUCGCCAGUCAUGAGUGAGCACGGGGAAGACCCUAGGCAGCUCCUCGCUCAUCCAAUGCAAGGUCCGGGACUCCGUGCAGCUACCUCAUCAAACCACUCUGUGGACGAGCAACUGAAGAACACUGACACGCACCUCAUUGACCUAGUCACCAAUGAGAUCAUCACCCAAGGACCUCCCGUGGACUGGAGCGACAUUGCUGGUCUUGACCUGGUGAAGGCUGUCAUUAAGGAGGAGGUUCUGUGGCCAGUGUUGAGGUCCGAUGCGUUCAGCGGGCUGACGGCCUUGCCAAGGAGCGUCCUUCUCUUUGGACCUCGGGGAACAGGCAAAACGCUCUUGGGCAGAUGCAUAGCUAGUCAGCUGGGGGCCACCUUUUUCAAAAUUGCUGGCUCCGGACUAGUUGCGAAGUGGUUAGGCGAAGCGGAGAAAAUCAUCCAUGCCUCUUUUCUCGUGGCCCGGUGUCGCCAGCCCUCGGUGAUUUUUGUUAGUGACAUUGACAUGCUUCUCUCCUCUCAAGUGAGCGAGGAGCACAGUCCAGUCAGUCGGAUGAGAACCGAGUUUCUGAUGCAGCUGGACACUGUGCUGACUUCGGCUGAGGACCAAAUCGUAGUCAUUUGUGCCACCAGUAAACCCGAAGAAAUAGAUGAAUCUCUUCGCAGGUACUUCAUGAAAAGACUUUUAAUCCCACUUCCUGACAGCACAGGGAGGCACCAGAUAAUAGUACAACUGCUCUCACAGCACAAUUACUGUCUCAAUGACAAGGAGUUUGCACUGCUCGUCCAGCGUACGGAAGGCUUUUCUGGACUCGACGUGGCCCAUUUGUGUCAGGAAGCAGCAGUGGGCCCUCUCCAUGCAAUUCCAGCCACAGACCUUUCGGCCAUUAUGCCCAGCCAGUUGAGGCCCGUUACGUAUCAAGACUUUGAAAAUGCUUUCUGCAAGAUUCAGCCCAGCAUAACUCAGAAAGAGCUUGAUAUGUAUGUUGAAUGGAACAAAAUGUUUGGUUGCAGUCAGUGAUUCAGUCUUGAAAAGUUAAAAACAAAACAAAACAAAACAAACAAACAACAAAAUGUAAUGAAUGUUGGCACACACACAUAAAACCUGCUACAUAGGGAAUAGAGCCCCUUUCCAGUAGUGUUUCGAUUGCAGAGGGUACUGGGGAACACGACGGUUGCGCUGCAUCUGUAGAGGCAGGGUAGCUUUGGAGGAGACACGCAUCAGAUGAGAGCCUCUGAUUGGAAAGCCCCAGAUGACAGAAAGCAUAUCCAUGUGGAUGCUCGGAUCGGUUCCAGCGAGACAACACUCACCGCAACGCAAGGUGCAAGUGUGUUGAUUUCAGACGGACAUGAACCUCGUGUGUUGAUUCCAUUCUGCUGUUCUCGAGAUUUAGUUGCUGUCAAGUGCCUGGAGCGGUGCUUUAUUUUUUUCGUUUGCCUCACAAUUACAUUGGUGGCAUGUGCUAAUAUAAAGAGCUUUAACUUCAAACAUUAUUGGACUAAAGAGAUGAACGGUCGUGUUACAACAGACAACCAGAUUUUUUUGCCAUUUUAAGAGCAACAGUAUUCCUCAAUCCUGUCUGUUCUGCAGUGUUAAGCUAAGAACAGGUAACACAGGGUAACGGUAAUCUGGACCUUAAUUUCUGCAGUUCAUUUCUUUUAAUGUUCUUGUCUGCAAAAACUCAGGAAAGUGAUUGUGAUUUGUCCAGUACCUCAAAGGAAUGUGUUAAAAGCACUAUGUACUGCUGAGAGUAAUAGGCUAGGCUUCGAUGUUACUUUAUAUUAAAAUGUAUGUUUACCUCAACAAUUGGAGAAUAGCAAGGAAAAUUACUUUGAAUGUAUCCGGAAAAAUUACUGAAGUGUGAUACAACUGAAUAUUUACCAUGGAAAGUAGAAACGGAAGGUUGUUUUUUUUUUUUUUAAGUUCUCUUACAAAAUAUGGGGAAUUAACCAGAGCAGAACAAUUACUGAAGAGUUUUUAAUACAUUGCUCUCCUUGGUGAUUAGGUGAAAAUGUUCAUAAACAUUACACUGGCUCAUUGAAGGCUUAUGUAUUCAGUUCGUGUUGGUGUUUAGAGCAGUCAGCCGCAGACCUAUCUAGGACCUUGGAAAUGACAGAAUCUAGAAACUGUAACUGCCUUUUCCUGCCAUGGGAGAGGUGGGGGAGGUGGUGGAGGUUUUAUUUUGGAAGCUCUCCUUCUCUCUCUCUUACACUGCUGGGAAUGGGUGUCGUCAUUCUAGUCACUGAGAGUUUCUAGGCUUGCCGGGCUGUGUCACAGAAUGCAGAGGGUAGAACCAAAUCAAACACACAAAUUAAGAAGAAAAAAAAAAAGAGCCACCAACUCUACGACUCCACAGAGAACCUCUCCAUGUCCCCCGCCCUCAUCCCUCAUCUUGACUUCAGUCUUCACAGUGCAUGUUGGCUUCUCAUCUUGAAACCCCCGGCUGUAGUUCUCCCACGUUCAUUUCUACCUCGGUUUCUUUACGUUUCUUUGGGAAAGUCCAGUAAGAAGUUAGACAUGGACAUGUCGACCACAGUAGAGCUUGCCGAAGGUGGGACUUUUCUGUUUUGUCCUGUUGUUGUGUUGUACUUUCUUCCAUCUUUUUUUUUUCUUUUUGCCAUAAUCUAGUUUCCCAAAGCACUAGUCUUUAAUGCCUUCUUUCACUGCUGAACACUACCGCAUGGCAUCUGUGGCGUUUCGCUCCAUCCCCACCUCUGCUCCUGCCUCCCACCAGGUUGUCCUUUGUCUCCUGUAAUGUGUUGUGUGCAAGUUUUCAUGGGAAGUUGGCUGAUGUUCACCAAUGCCUCUCACGAUCACAGCGCAGGACAGAGCUUUCUCCGGCACUCCCUGUGCCGAAGCAGAACAGCCAAGCAUUUUGAAUGUAUUUUCCUGGGUUUUGCCCCAUCCUUUUUUUUUUUUUUCUUUUUGUUCGUUUUUUGUUUUGUUUUAAAUAGAGAUGCAGUAACUGUUGCAAAGCACUGGCAUUUUGUGUAUUCAAUAAGUGAUGUAAUUUUAAGGUAAUUUUAAAUAAAUUCAAUGGCAGCCCCAUGAAAGGCCUUUCUGUUAUUUUUUUCCUUUCAAAAAAAAGUUUUUUUUUUUUCCUAGCUCAUCUGUAAGCCAUUUCUCUGAAACAUUAACACAGAGAAAGUGAAUGAGAACAUCAUGGUAUUUCAAAAUUUUAUCAUGUCUGAUUAGUAAUCCCCCUCUUUACUGUUUCAUGUUGCUAAAACUGAGCAAAUGAACUAGAAUUUAAUCUACUCUGAAAGUCUAUCAAUGAACACUGUUCUUAAAUAUAAAUAUUCCAUAUCUUAAAAGCAGUGCCUUUCAUUAAGGAUAAAAAAUGAUAAUAAGUCUAAGAUGCUUCUGCUUUUCACAAAUGAGUAAAUGAUAGAGUCCUAUUCUGGAUCUCCCCUGAGCACUACCCAUGCUAAGGAGAUUGUAAUAUCCACUGACUCGUGGGCCCAUAUUGAUCUCAGUCACAAGUUAGCUUUCCUGCACAGCGCUGAUCUCUCUUCUGUUUUUAAGACUUCACAUCUCAUUUCCACCAAUAGGCUGUGUUCGCUAAAACACAUCUGGCAAGCUGUGACAAACCCAGUCUCUUCUUUAGUCAAGUUUCAAGAAUCCAGUAUCAACCCACAUUUUGUGGUGUGUGGUUUGCGAGACUUAAUGCCAAAUACAUGAGGUGACAAUUGUGCUUUGUUCUCACAACGGUGAUAAUGAACAGAAGCCAUACAUGUUGGCUUUCUGCUUUAAGUGGCUUUAAAUUUGUUUGAGAUGUGAAUGACUUAAGGUUAGUUUGAGAUAUAAAUGGUCUGAGAUACAUAUAUUUAGCAGAAGCUGAAAUUACAUAUGAUUUCCACUUAGCCGAGGCAGGUCUAGGAUUAUGUUAGCGGACUGGGAAAGUUGAAGACAUGAAAGUCUCACCGCCUAUUCUUGUUUUUAAUUCCCUGUGACAUUGUUAUAAACACUUCCCAUGGACUAGUCUAAUCAGGACCCCUUUUCUGGCCAUUUAAGAGUUUGGGGUAGAACAAGUUCCAGAUCUUCAGAAGUGUACUUGUACAUUGAGUCCUAGGACAGCUGAGUAAAUGCUCUUCCUACUCUUGGCCUCUCUUGAAAUGUUUAGAACUUGGAGGAGGCUCCUAAUGAAUGUGAGGUAAUGAACCAGUCAAUUCGUUCCUAUCCAGGGAGGAGAUCCAAACAGCCUUCUUUACAACCCUUAAUUCCCUUCCUCACAACUGUAAUAACAUUUCCAACAGGGAUGAGAAGGAAAAGAGAAAAACUACAUCAGUAGAAAGAUCAGUAGAAUUUCAUGAGGUAGUUCAUAGAGACUUUAGAUGGGACACGAGUGAAAAUCCUUCACACUGGCGGCUUGCUUCUGUCCAAAAUAUUUAGAACAUUAGUGACAAUAUGUAGAACUCUGCUGACUGGGCUGGUCAAUGAAAUGUGAAGGCAGUAUAUGUUAAAGCUAUUUACUUUCACACAGAAUGUUUAUCUAUUAGUCAGUUUGCAUUCUACUCAAAUGCAGAUAGACGGGUAUAAUGUUUUCUUGUGCAUUUGAAGCCUAUCAAGGAGAAAAUAAACCAUUCCACUGAAAUACAUAGGCCAAACACCAUCUGGACAACUGAUAAAAGCUAUCCAGAGGCUAUACUAAAUGUUAGGUCAAUUUACAUGGGUUGCUGAGUACUUGGCUAUGCAGUUUUGAAAAGAAUACAGCCCCCAAAAAGUCCAAAUUAAUUCUUGCAAUAGGUCAUUGUAAAUUUAAAUAUAUCUCUGAGUUGGAAAAGAUGUUUUGGAGGCAUUUAGAAUCUCUUUCUCUGAAAAUAUAUCCAGCCCCUAAGCUGAAAGAUAGUUCUGUACCCCAACUCUCUCCUUUUUCUUAGCAAGAAUUGGGAAUCCUGAUUAUAAAUCCAUAUUACAGAGUGAAAGGCACAUAGUUUAUUGAACUAUCGAAGCCACUAAAGUUCUAAUAUAUAUAAAUAUAAAUGUAAGUAUAAUUAGUGUGUGUGUGUGUGUGUGUGUGCUGUUUCCACCGCCACCUAUUUCAACUUUAAAACAAAUCAGUUUUUCACAUUAUCCAGAAGCAACUGGUUUAUUCCUUUUUCCUAUGUGCCAAAACACACAUGGCUACUUCAAAAUUCCACUUUAAUGUGAUUUUGUUCCUUAAGAGUUGUAAAAACCUUCCGUUUUGAAUCAUCUGUCGAUUUAAUGAAGCAUCGUAUUAGCAAACAUGGAGCUGUUAUUAUUUCAGGAUUCACAGGCAGCUCUACUUGUGACUAACCAACACAUGAACUAAAGCUCACAGUCUGCUAAGACCUUUGGUUGACAUUCGAUUUUGAACCUGCCAGAUGCAUUUGUGUGAACCAGGGAUACUGCAUCUUUAAUGAAGAAGUCUCUCCUCUUUCCCCUGUUUUUAAAUACAACACAAGUAGUGUAGCACUAGGCACUGCAAUUGUCAAAGACAAUUAGACUGAAAGCAGGAAAAUUUCACCUCCCUGUCUCAGUGAUAUGUAGAAUGUCGGCAACGUGGGUCAGCCUUGCCACCGAAUGGUGUGAGGAGAUAUGAAUCAGGCGUAUAGAAUGUUAAAUAUUUAUAAAAUGGUUUUGUAGUGCACCAAGGUUGGGAGCACAUUCAUUCUUUCUUUUUGUCUUUUAAUACAAAAGGAAAAAAAAGUUUUAUUUCUAGGCUUAUUCUCUCUCUCUCUCUCUCUCUCUCUCUCCUUUCUUACCUCUCUCCUUUACCUCCCAUUUUUCCCUGUGUGGGUCUGUGUAUGAGUGAGUUUACCUUGUGAAUUACAUACAGUUGUUAGAGAAUAUUCAUUUCUUUGUUUUUUUUUCUUUUUUCAUCUGACUCUAUUCAGACAUUGUUCUUUAUAACCAUUUCUACCUCAUUGCUACAUAUUGUACAUGUAGUAUUUAUUUGUUGUCUUUUUUUGAAUGUCAUGCAUUUCGUAAGAAAAAGACUAGUCCUUGAACUUGAACAGUCUACCUCAGAAAGACUGUCUUUACACUGAACAGUAUUAGCAACCUAAAGGAUAAGAGGCAUUAGCAAAGUGUGGCAGGGUAGAUAAUGCAUGAGGACUUGGGAUCCUGAUGGAAUUUUAAUUGUAGUCACAAACCAAGACUGCUUACAUGAACUUUAAAAAAAUUGUGCACUGUGUAGGUUUUAUCAAGGUCCCAUUAUGGAGUAUAAGGAAUGCAGCUUUAUUACUACGUGCCCAUCUCUUAGAUACGUGUUAGCAUUCCCAAGUAUUUUACACUGGCGAUCUGACUACUUACGCGUAAAGAAAUUGAAACGACAUUUUUUGAUCUUCUUUUGACUGACACCCUCAGCUUCUAAAUUUAAGAGAAAUAUAGUACUUAUUGAUUCCUAACUGCAGUCUUCGGUGGUUUUAAAUGCCUUCCUUUUAGUUCUGUGACUCCUGAUACAAGUGAAUAAAAGCAAUGCCAUUGCAAGGGCCUGCACAACACUGAAAAUAAACCAAAAAUAAUGAAAAAUGGCACUUCCCAAAGGAAUUAACAAACACGGAGUCAUGGUGCUUCUAAGUCCCCUAUCUGAAAGCAUUUUUGGUUUCCCUUUUCCCUUUGUAACAUGUAUUUGUUUCUUAAAGUAAUUGUACAACUAAUGGCACAUUGAGUUACUUUUGUGUGACAUGUUUUAUAGUUGACUAUUUAUUUUAGCAUUCUUUUUCUUCACCAGCUCUAUAUUACAGUAGCAAAAGAACACUUACUUAUUUAAAAAACAUGUUGAAAGGGGUCUACCACCCACCCAAUUGAUGAAUGGACUUCUGAAGUUGCUCCUCAGCAAAGUGUGGAUAUUUUACAAAAGCAAAGGAACUGUGACAAUCCACAACUCCCACAGAUGUGAAUUCAGAACCGCAUCUGAAAACUCCCGGUAUGCCUGACAAUCUAUGCUUUAAGUUCCAUUAACAGAGGCAUCCAAUCCUUUCACUUUCAAUUCCUCGCAGGAAUUUAUUGUCUAGAGGCUGUCUCGUAGCGGUUAAGAGAAGGUGUGCUUUUGUUUGUUUACUAUAUUAGGUGAGGAAUGCCAUAUUUCUUGUCAGCUAACAGUACUUGUCUGAGACAGAAUUCAAGGGGGGAAAAAAAGAGAGAACGAAACCCAACUAAUUAAAAUUUCUGUGCACUUUGCUUCUUUGACCAUAUUGAUUUUAUUUGCUUAAAUUGAAACAAUACGCUGGAUUUGACCAGAUUUUGACCCUUUGUGAGAAGAAAAGCCCUAUAUAGUACAUGUUUCUCUGGGUUAUUAUGGUACUGUUUGCUUAUUUCUUCUGCAAAUUCUGAAUCAUUUUUUGUGUGUGCAUUAUUUUACAUCUGCUGAAGCUAAAUGUGUUAUUAUUGCACUCAUUAAAAAUGAAACAAUCCAUU